UAUGCAGACAGCUUUGGCGGCCUUAUGUUAUUUUUGUGAAAAUCAUGGACCUAGAGUAGUUUUUACCUGUCAACCGAUGCGAACUUCAGACUUGGAUUUGGAAGGACUAGAAAAGGCAAAAUGUUCUUCUAAUUUUGAUGACUCCACCUUCUCUUUGGACGGUAUACCCUAUUUUUGUAAUGACCUUUAUGGUGGUAAUGAAAUUGUAGAUGAUGAAUUGAGAUGUGCAGCUUGUUCUUCUUUUGCUCAAGGAAUGGGGCUUUUGUCUGAUACUAGUGAUGAAGAAAUUAGUUAUGUUAGUUCUCAGGUUCCAAUUAAUGAACGUUUAAAUCAAAUACUCAAGCAGGCUAGUUUGCGUUCACUUAGUGUUGAGGUCUCUGCCCCAUUCGUUGCAGCUUGUACUUCAUCUCAAUCAUCCCCUCAAUUGACUACUUCUUCGACUAAUUCUUCAAAUUCUCAAAAGGAUAACGAUGAAAUUUUCUUUGGUUAUUCAACGAGUGACACUGAACAUGAUGGUGUUGUUCUUUUUGGUGACGAUGAAAAUUGGUAUACUCUCUCUUACACUUUUAGAUUGAGAGAUGCUAAGGCUAGAGGAUUUCAUCGAAGUUAUUCUUUAGUAGUUGUUUGUAUGGAUAAAUUGCUUCUGCUUAGACAUUAUGAUUUUCUUACCAAUAGUCUUUGCUCUAUUGUUUCUAAAUUACAGGAAAUAACCAACACAUUUUUUAUUUAUGAGCAAGCUCAAGACUCAGAAUUAAGAUUAGCAUCAAAUGUCAAAAAUGCUCAUUGGUUACCACACCAGUUUUAUCCUAGACAAUAUGCUGUAGAUACUUCUAGAAGUCUUAAAAUAAUUACAAAUGAUGAAAAUAUUUUUACUUUAUUGCAUAGUCAGAUGAUUUCUUUGCUAAAAACUUUGACUUCACUUGAUAAAGACAUUUUACUUGAAGGAUGCCCUACACAAGAAAUGCUUUUUAUGACAGAAUUAAGUGUUUGUGGUUCUUUAGAAGAAAAAGAAUUAAUUAAUCAACUUUCAUCGAAACAAACAUUAAUUCAAUUAGACGAUUUACGUUAUAUUGCUCAAACUUUGGCUGAACAAGAUUCGGCUUUGUUAAAUGCGUUAAUUUGGCAAAUAAUUAUUGGUGAACAGAUUGUUGUUAAAUGUAAUUCUUUAAUUGCUCGUCAACAAUUUAUACAUUCACUUGUUCAAUUAUUACCAAUUGGAUGUGUUCGAUUAGAUGCAAAUGCUACUCAAUAUUAUCAUUCUUAUAAAUAUAAUUUUCUUGGUUGUUCACCAGAAAUUGAAAUUCCUUCAAAUUAUCUUUCAAAUAUAUUUUUAUUAAUACUUUCUGAAAAUGAUAAAAAAGAGAAAGAAUUAAAUGAUGAUAAACAAGAAGUACAAACAACAAAUUUAAAUAAAUUUAAUAUUUUUGUUGGAAGUUUUCCUCAAAGAAAGGAAUCAGAAAAGCCAACUUUAGUUAAACGAUAUAAUUCAAUGAUUAAUGGUUUUACUCUUGAAAGUGCUCUACGUGCUACAAGAAAUGAAUGGCUUAAUAAUGUUAAAUUAAUUUUUCAAUUGAGACAUCAACGUGAGACUAUAGAUCUUCAAAGAAUUAUGCGUAUAAUUAAAUGUCGAUCACAAGAUUCUCCAGUUAUUUUAUUUUGGCAAAAAGGACUUUCUAAAAGAUAUAAACAUUUGGUUCUAAAAAUGGCAAAAUUUAAUGAAAAUGGAGAAGAGAAUGGUUCGAAUUGUUUUUCUAAAAAGACACAAACAUCAAAAAAGAAUAAAAAGGAAGAGGACAUGAUGGUUGAUAAUUGUAAUGUGUAG
Meloidogyne enterolobii is the source of this 1822-nucleotide messenger RNA. The record is from the annotation of a GenBank genome assembly. NCBI's taxonomy places the organism in Eukaryota, Metazoa, Nematoda, Chromadorea, Rhabditida, Meloidogynidae.